Molecule: messenger RNA, 741 nt
Organism: Penicillium alfredii
Lineage: Eukaryota; Fungi; Ascomycota; Eurotiomycetes; Eurotiales; Aspergillaceae
Product: orotate phosphoribosyltransferase
Exons: 1
Coding region: 1-741 (246 amino acids)
Biological process (GO): pyrimidine ribonucleoside biosynthetic process; 'de novo' pyrimidine nucleobase biosynthetic process; pyrimidine nucleotide biosynthetic process
Cellular component (GO): cytoplasm
Molecular function (GO): orotate phosphoribosyltransferase activity
Source: RefSeq, a predicted model, not a curated record
AUGUCGGCCAUUCCUCCUCCCUCCGCCGAUCAGGACUAUAAGGCGACGCUGUUGCCGUUGCUGAUGUCCAACAAUGUCCUGUCGUUCGGCACCUACGUCUUGAAAUCCGGCCGUGAGUCGCCUUACUUCUUCACCUCCUCUCUCCUACACACUGCGCCGCUGCUGCGCGCCACUUCUGCUGCCUACGCGAGUGUGCUGUCGUCGGAACCGUUCGUCACCACCGCCAACGGCAUCACCACCCCCAACUUCGACAUCAUCUUCGGGCCCGCCUACAAGGGCAUUCCGAUCAGCGCGGCCGUGACCAACGAGCUCGCGGUGCGCGACUCGCUGUCUGGCUCUGACAAGGGUGUCUGGGACAAUGUCAGCUACUCAUUCAACCGCAAGGAGGCCAAGGCCCACGGAGAGGGCGGGAACAUCGUCGGCGCGCCGCUCAAGGGCAAGCGCGUGGUCAUUGUCGACGAUGUCAUCACGGCCGGGACGGCGCUGCGUGAAGCCGUCGGCAUCAUCGAGAACGAGGGCGGUAUCGUCGCUGGUGUGGUGGUCCUGCUGGAUCGCGAGGAGCGGGUCAGUGAUGCUGAGCCCAAGAGCGCCGUGGGUGUGGCGCAGCGGGACCUUGGUGGAAAAAUUCCCAUCCGCUCGGUGAUUGGUCUGCAUGACCUGAUUGAGAAGCUGGGUGACAAGAUCGGCGAAGGGGAGGUCCAGCGGCUCAAGGAUUACCGUGCCCGCUACGGCGCAGAGUAA